AUGAAGUCCACUCUCAUCGUCACCGCCCUCUUCGGCGCUGCCAUCGCCAGCCCGGUUGCCAUUGCCAACGUGGAGGCCCCGGGGGUCGAGAAGCGUGAUGUCGAGCCUCGUUUGUUGGGAGCCCUUAUCAACCCCAUUCGUGUCUCUGCCACCCUGAGCAUCCCCGCCUCGACCGCCCUCCCCAGCGUUCUCACCAGCGUUGUCCCCAGCGUUGUCCCUACUACAGACGUCGUCACGCUCCUGACCGUGAUUCUGAGGAGCAUACUCCUCAAUGCCCGCAAUAUUAAUACGGGUCUCGGUGGUGGACUCAGCGUGCCUGAUACCCCUACUCUCCCCAACAAUCCUGUUGCUACCGUCGCCAAUGGUGCCAUCACCAACGACGAGCUCCGUAAUUUUAUCGACGAGAUCGUGACUCAAGUCCAGGUCGCCAUCGGCAUCGGCCGUAACCUUUCCCCGAGUCUCGGCGCAGGUCAGCUCAGGUCGGCUACGGGCAUCUUCGACACGAUCAAAGACGUCCUCGCUGGCCUCGGGCCAGUCUCCACAAUCACCUCCCCCAACGGCGUCUCUGGCGCUAGUGUUCCAUUGAACCUGGGGCCUCUGACUGAUGCUGUCUCCGGCAUUCUCGACACUGUCGGCCAACUCCUCGGCGGCCUCCUCGGCGGCGGUGGCCUUUUGGGCGGUGUCGGCAAUUUCUUGAGCAGUCUCUUGGGCAACAAUGGCAGGAACGAUCUCCUGGGCAGCCUUCCCGUUGUUUAA
Messenger RNA from Colletotrichum graminicola M1.001, 756 nucleotides. RefSeq lists its product as uncharacterized. The transcript has 3 exons. The coding region runs from base 1 to 756 and encodes 251 amino acids. The record is from RefSeq and is a predicted model, not a curated record. NCBI's taxonomy places the organism in Eukaryota, Fungi, Ascomycota, Sordariomycetes, Glomerellales, Glomerellaceae.